AUGGCGACCAUUCGACCAUUGCACCCGAUCGAGGUCCAUCGCGCGGACCUCGUCAGACGACAGGAUAUUCCAACAGAGCCAGGACCUGUUCUGCCCAAUCCUUCUAUCGUGGGCGGUCCCUCAAUUAUCACGUUCAACCACGAUGUCUCCAUCGAACUCAACUGUCGGGCCGGCCCGGAUGGCCUGGUCACAUUGUCCGUUCCAGCUCCCGCGUCGGCCGGCACGCACUUCGCAAACCCCGAAUUGGGCUCAGAUGGGUCUUCGAACGUGGGAAGCGUAACAACCCUGGCAAGCAGCAGCGACUACUCUUUCUCGACGAAACCGGUGUCAAGGACUUUCCAACAAGGAAAUGGUGGCAGGCAUGGCCCUACCGAGAACCUUGACUGUCAAUCGACGACUCUGUCCACUUCAACAGAAGGUCCGUCAGGCUCCGCGGCAGCCCAGAGUACUGCUUGCCCAUGCACGCAGUCUGCCCCAGGGGCUCCAAGUUUCUCUCGUCCGACUCAAACUUAUGCCAGCCAGCCAUCUGCACAGUUUUCUUUGUCAACCACUAGUCCUGACUCUGGCAACUUUCCCAGCCAAACAACUCAACUGUCGACGAGAGAUUGUGACGAGCCCAGCUCGUUGUUUAGCCUCACUACUACCACUACUUCUCCGGUUUCCACUCUGACACAGUCAACAACCUUUGGAACCGUCUCAUCCACGUCUCGACCAGAGUCCACUGACUGUUCCGAAGAGAUGUUGAGACUGACCCCGACGCCACCGAUGCCAUUCAGCCUGCCGACGGCAAGUUCUGUAUGGAGCACCAGCACGAUUCCCUCCGUUCAGUCCCUGGCUUCUAGCGGUCAUUGCUCCAACUCGUCAUCUAGCUACACGAGUACAUCCUUCACAUCAAGUACGAGCUUGAGCUCCAGCUCAUGCACCGAUGAAACUACCACAUCGAGUUCUUCUACACAGCAUCACUCGACUACCACUAGCCUUGUGUCGACGGACUGCGAAUCUGCAGUUACGUCCAGCACGCAGCACACGCAACCUUCCCAUGGCUCAGCUUCUCUCCGACAGGCGACCAUCAAUACGACUUCAACAAGUCAUACCGAGAGCUCUCGGUCCAGUAGUUUUUCUUCGCAGAGCGUGGUUCUCACCACAGGGCCAGCGGAGUAUACAACAGCGCCGUCUACGCCUCCUGCGUAUCUCCCUCUUUUGAAUGAGUACUCGUUUCUCAGUACGCCGCCACUCUACGGCUCGAGCAUCUCGAGUUCUUCUCACACAACUGUACUCAACACUGGUACCGGUACCACCAACACACUUCAUGCGGCAUCCACACGCGAAACUACCCAAGAAUAUGUCUACGGACCCACCACGGCCCUCCUUGCACCGUCGCUGCAACUACCCACACAUGUCCUUGCUGCAUCUGCCACGGAACGUCGCGACGAGGGCAUUGCCAGAGACUCGCAACGCACCGACUAUGACGACGCGCCUUUGCGCCCCGCAGCUACAGCAUCUCAGGCCAAGGCCCGUGUCGUUCAAGUCACCAUCAUCUCACUCGGCGCUGGCGGCAGGAUGGAGACAUCGGUGGUGGUAGUUCAACAGGAUGCGCCACUUCCCACUGGACUGGCGCUCGUUGCAAACCCUCCAGAGGGUACAGAGCUCGCAGGCAAUAUUUUGACACAUGCUGAUGAGCUCACUGCUCCAAGCCCACACGGUCUGAGCACUGAGAGUCUUGGAAGCGAGCCCUCAACACUGAAGCGUGUGGAGGGGACGAUGCAUACUGUCGAGGUAGCGGGCGAAACGGCUGCCAUGGUGGAGGCAACCCCAAUGAUAGUAACUGGGAGUGCCACACCAAGGAAGCCGCUGCGAACUGCGCUUUACUUUGCAGUCGGUCUAGCAGUCUUCUUUUUGGGUGGCACAAUUGCGGGCUAA
Molecule: messenger RNA, 1920 nt
Organism: Purpureocillium lilacinum
Lineage: Eukaryota; Fungi; Ascomycota; Sordariomycetes; Hypocreales; Ophiocordycipitaceae
Source: RefSeq, a predicted model, not a curated record